Verticillium alfalfae VaMs.102 is the source of this 456-nucleotide messenger RNA. RefSeq lists its product with no specific name. The transcript has 2 exons. The record is from RefSeq and is a predicted model, not a curated record. Bases 1 to 456 code for a protein of 151 amino acids. Lineage: Eukaryota; Fungi; Ascomycota; Sordariomycetes; Glomerellales; Plectosphaerellaceae.
AUGCCUCCAAAGACUGCUCCUCUCGCCGCCUUCUCCAGUUCGUCCGAUGACUCAUGCGAGGCUUCUCUACCCGCAUUUGACGAUCUGGAGAAGAACCUUUUCUUGGCCAUGUUUCUGAGCCUCAAUAGCAAGCCCGAUAUCAACUGGGAGACAACAGCGUCCAAGGUCUCCCUCAAGAACGCGGACACAUGCAAGACUCGCUACGGCCAGAUUUGCCGCAAGCAUGGCAUUCGGACCUACAAUCAGAUUUUCGCCAAGCACCGCGCUGCCGCUACUUCCUCCAAGGGCAAGACCACGGGCAAGGCAUCGGUCACGCUUGACAGUGCUGGAGUUCGAAAGGCCACCGGACGGGUUGGUUCAAAGGGACAAUACGCUGUUCCCAAACUCGAGAUCGAGGUUGAAGACGAUCUCAAGAAGGGUGUCAUCAAGGACGAAGGGGUCAAGGCUGAGAAGUGA